AUUUGCAUGAAUGAAUCUGCAAGGCAACCCUUGUGAGCAGAGAAUAAACAAGAUAAAAUCUUAUUGAUUACAGCCACAAUGAAGCAAAAGCCAAUGCAGAAGUCCCAACGUAGAAUACUAAGCCAUGCACAGGGUAAAGAGAGAGUAAGAGACCGCUCCAUGGCUAUAUGCUAGGGGCUUCCUGAGUGUGGGGUGGGACUAAGAGGCUGGAACAAAGGAGAAUAUAGCCUCGGAUUAAACGCAGUCGAGCACCAUUUUUGACUUUAAACUGCUCAUUUCAUCAACUAUAAUCUCUGAUCUUAGGUAAAGAGAAGUCGCAUGAAGAAAAAAUGAAGCUGCUUCUCUUUUUAUUCCAAGGGCUUGUGAUUGGUGGCCUAGCAUUACAAGAUGAAGCUCAAGGCGACGGUCCUUUCAAGGAGCCACUUGAGCCUGGUCUUGGCGAUGUCACUUUCUCAACAAGAGCAAACAUUGAGCUGCAAGGGUUUAAAGUGGUCAGAGUUGUGCCAAAGAAUUCUGGCCAGCUCGGAUUUCUGCGUGUGCUGUUGAACCAAAACAGAAAAAUGUUUGAUAUCGAUUUCUGGAAAGAGCCAAAUGAGGUUGGUGUAGCCGUUGACAUGAUGGUGUCUCCUGGAGAUUUGAAAAAACUUUCAACAUACUUCGAUCAACAUGGCCUAGAUGUUUCAUAUUUGGUGCAAGAUGUAGAAGAGGCUGUUGAAAAAGAGAACGAAAGACAUGCAGGCACAUUGUUCAGCACGUAUUCUGGUUUUGACUACGGGAGAUAUCAUUCAUUAAAUGAGAUUAACAGCGAAUUGGCGGAUCUUGCAAACCGUUAUUCCAAUGCAAGAGUUUUCAGCAUCGGGAACAGUUAUGAAGGAAAAUCGAUGAAGGCUAUUGAGAUUAAGGGAUCAAAGAAACUCAACAAAAAGACAUUCUUCUUCAACUGCGCAAUUCAUGCAAGAGAGUGGGUUACAGCAGCAACUUGUAUGUACAUGAUUAACCAGAUGCUGACUCAAUAUGGAAAAGAUCCCUCAGUUACUGCAAUGUUAGAUAAAAUGGACUGGGUUGUUCUUCCAGUUUUCAACGUCGAUGGCUACUCGUACACAUGGAACGGGGGUCGUGCAAGGAUGUGGCGUAAAACAAGAAGCCGGGGGUAUCGAUGCUAUGGUGCUGAUCCAAACAGAAACUGGAACUACAAAUGGGGAGGAGUUGGAACGUCAAGAUCUGAAUGUGACGAUACGUACCACGGACGCAAGGCAUUCUCUGAAGUUGAAGUUCUAAAUGUCGCCCAGUACCUUUACAGGAGAAAGCAAGAUCUUGCAGGAUACAUGGACAUCCAUGCCUACAGUCAAUUAUGGAUGACACCAUGGGGAUACACAAGAAGUUACCCAAAUGAUUAUAGAGAGAUGAUGAGAGUAGCGAAUAUUGCUGUUAGGGCGUUGAGGAAUGUUUAUGGUACAUACUAUCGCGCUGGAACGUCAUCAAACAUCAUUUACGCAACAAGUGGAGGCAGCGACGACUGGACCUAUGGCGCCCUAGGCCUUGUUUACUCCUACGCCCUGGAGCUUCGUGACAGGGGACGAUAUGGCUUCCUUCUCCCAGCCAAUCAAAUCAUUCCUACAGGAAGAGAAACCUUUGCCGCAAUGAAAGCUAUGGCAGCUGCGAUGCGUGUGUAGAUGCUAUAAAGCAUGCGCAAGAUGGAUAUUUAACUCGACUAGUGAUUUUCUGUAGUUUUCGUUCACAACAGAGCGCUAAUCUUUAGAUGUUCUGUGAUACUAAGCAUAUGUUAUUAAAGGAUAUUUUCAUCA
Molecule: messenger RNA, 1805 nt
Organism: Rhopilema esculentum
Lineage: Eukaryota; Metazoa; Cnidaria; Scyphozoa; Rhizostomeae; Rhizostomatidae
Source: RefSeq, a predicted model, not a curated record